ACAACUCAGAUUCUGAAAUCACCAUCACCCUCCUCUUGCAUUCCAAUCCAAAGUCUAAACAAGCAAAGCCAUGAAUCCCUCCACCUAUAAAUUGUCUAUUUGUAUCACCUCACUAUUUCACUUGUCUCUCUGUUUCUCAUUCCUUCUUCACUUUUUGACUCCAAAAGAGGAAUGACAAAAAAAGAAUAAGUCCUUCCCAACUGCAAGUCACAAAAGCAAAAGACCCUUUUGUCAUCCUAGUAACUCUGUGACACCAACAUGGGUUCUGUUCCUGCAGAACUAAGCCUAGAUUUGAGACCCACUUUUGUUCCAAAAACCAUCACUGAUUUUCUCUGCCACCUUUCCACCACCCCAAAUGCAUCUCACAAGAAGUCCUUGCUCGAUGACUUUGUCCACAGAUUGGAACUUGAAUUGGCCAAGAUUCAAGCAUUCAAACGCGAACUUCCUCUCUGCAUAUUCCUCUUAAAUGAUGCAAUUUCAGCUUUGAAGGGGGAAUCAGCAAAAUGCAGGGAGCAGAGGACUGAACCAGUGUUGGAAGAGUUCAUUCCCCUGAAGAAAAGGUGUGAUCAGAUGGAGGAAAUUGAGAAGGAGAAGGAAUGCAGGGAUAAGAGGAAUUGGAUGAGUUCUUUUCAGCUUUGGAACAGUAAUGAUAAUAAUAAUAAUAAUAAUAAUAAAAAUGCAUAUGACUGUGACAAAAGACAACACUAUAUACUAGAAAACAAGAAUGAUGGAGAAGAAAGACAACCUGUGGCCAAGGACUUGUUCCAAUAUUGUGGAAAUGGAAAUGGAAAUGGAAAUGGAGGGAGUGGCUUUGUUAUGCCUUUUUCUACAUACAUUGCAACAAAGGAAGAUAAGGAAGAUUGUGUUGUCAAUGGACUUUCUCUUCAGACACCUGGAACUGCAGUGAAUAACACAAUGGAGGGAUCUGAUUCCAGAAGCAUCUCUUGCAGGGUGGUUUCCUCCACUCCUUCACCGCCACCGCCGCCGCCGCCUCAGCUGCAAAGUGCCCGGAAACAAAGGAGGUGCUGGUCGCCGGAGUUGCAUAACUGCUUUGUUAAGGCUUUACAGGAGCUUGGAGGUUCUGAAGUAGCCACUCCAAAGCAAAUUAGGGAAAUGAUGAGGGUUGAUGGCCUGACCAAUGAUGAAGUAAAGAGUCAUUUGCAAAAAUUCCGACUUCAUAUUCGGAGAGGUCCACUUGCUACAGGUGCAACUUCUGUUGGAGGAUUGUGGAGGCAAAGUGACUUCUUCAAGGGCACCAGUUCUGAUUCUCCUCAAGGCCCUCUUCAGUUAGCUACACAAUCUGGUGAAGGGACAUCCCGAACUGAAGGUGACAAUCUCAUAGAUGAUGAUGUAAAAUCGGAGUUAUAGCUGCAAUGCAACACUCACAUUCACAAACAUGCAUGCAUAAAAGGUGUUGUAUAAACAAUUUUCUCACCAAGAAUUUUGCAGAGGAUGGAUCUAUGCAUGAAGAGAGGCUUUUGAAAUUUUGAAGGAACUGUUUUUACAUGAUGCUCUCAUCAUUCUUUUCUUUUCACCCAUGAGAAUAAUGUAGUGCUUAUGGAGAAAUUACUCCAACAUCUUGGAUGGGAUGUCUAGUGUUAUAGAUAGAUUUCGGACUUAA
This is a messenger RNA of Cajanus cajan (pigeon pea), 1621 nucleotides long. RefSeq names its product myb family transcription factor EFM. Gene Ontology annotation, molecular function: DNA binding; DNA-binding transcription factor activity. The record is from RefSeq and is a predicted model, not a curated record. Gene Ontology annotation, biological process: regulation of DNA-templated transcription. Lineage: Eukaryota; Viridiplantae; Streptophyta; Magnoliopsida; Fabales; Fabaceae.